Scheffersomyces amazonensis is the source of this 1623-nucleotide messenger RNA. RefSeq lists its product as uncharacterized. The coding region runs from base 35 to 1378 and encodes 447 amino acids. The record is from RefSeq and is a predicted model, not a curated record. Lineage: Eukaryota; Fungi; Ascomycota; Pichiomycetes; Serinales; Debaryomycetaceae. The transcript has a single exon.
UAUAAUCUUAUAUUUGAAAACUAGUACUCAAAAUAUGGAAAAUAAUAGCCCUGAAGACCUAAAAGAAAAAUGGAGAGGCAUCUCGAUUGGAUUAGUUAAUGAUGCUGCUAAUACAUUGUCUGAAACAGUUGCCUUUUUAGAAAGAAGUAAAGGAAUUAUUAGACCCUACAACUCCCAAACAGUAAAACGUUUAAAGCGCAGGAUAAAAAGACGAAGUAAAUUGCCGGAACGAAACAUUUUCAUGAUUGUCAGCAGCAUCAUAUAUGCUCAGUACUUCAUUUGUCCACCUCCAUUUAUUCAAGUAGAGAAUCCCUUUAGACAUCACAUCUACUACGUAUCUACUGUUGAUGCAGCUAGAACAAGAGCUUUACAAUUGAUAGAAAAUCGAACACAUCUAUUAUAUUAUGAAAAUGCAAUAAACCUAUCCAUGCUCCUCAACUCCUCAUUGCCUACCUCUAUAAAUGCUGUCGGUUUUGAAGAACCUAAACGCAAACCAAUAAAAGGGAACAUUUGCCAAACAUAUGCAAAUUCAUAUCAUAUUGUAUUUCCAUAUCAAUUUUUGCAACCUGAAGUAUUCAAUAUUGUCGACAUUCCAGCUUUAAAUGUUCCUAUUACUUUCGAAGAUCUUAGAACAAUGAAUGAAUUUGAUUUUAAAUUACCUAUGGGUGUGCCAAUUCUUAAAGAAGUAGGCUUGCGAUUUGUUGUUCUCACAAUUUUGCUACCAGUACAAUAUUUGUUAGAUAUGGUUUUUUCGAGAGAAGCUGUUGGAAAAGUAAGUCUUCAUCAAGAAGAAUCAAUUAACUGUGGAGUUUUACCUGACCUUUUGUUCACUUUAAAAACUAAAACUUUAUUUUACUUUGUUCCGAUUGAACUUAAAUCCGGGUCAUUCAAUAAUAUUAUCGAGGCUGCUAAAAUUGGUGAUCUAGAGAAUAUGGCUGCAUUAGCAGCACAAUGCUGCUCGCAGGCUUUCACCACCUACAGCCCGAUAUCAAUUUUAAUGAAUGAAAGUUAUAUUAUGGUAUUUGAAAUACUAUUUGAAGGUGAACAAGGUCAAAAUGAAUUCGAAUAUUAUAACCAAUAUAUUAAUGAUUUACCACCCCAACAGCCUGAUCUUUUAAAUUAUAGAUACGGAAACUUCCAAGUAACUUUGUACGAUCAUACGAAUGGUACAAAUUCUCUAGCAUCUAUAAUUCUUAAGCUUGUAUACGUGAGAUUUCGGAAUGCUAACAUCAGUAUAACGCGUGCAAUCAAUCGAAUUUGGCUGUCAUACGCAAAAUCGGAAGACAUUCGUCAAUACAGACAAGAAACAUCAAUUUUCGGAACCAAUAAAAUUUUCCAACCAGACCAAGAUAUGAUAAGAAAUAUUAACAUAGAUUGAGAAAAGUAAGAGGGGAUUUAAAAACAAUUUAGAUUUAUAUAGAGCAUACAAUAUACAUAAUAAUAAACAUAUUUAACGAGAAGAAAAGGAAUUCACUCACUUGAAUAACUUCAACCUAAACAUCGAACCAAAUAUUUGACCUAGAUGGUCUAUUUCUAUGCCAAUUACACCAAGGUCGGAUUAAUUUUAGCCAGUGUUGUAAGCGAAUAUUCCCUGUGCAGGUCACAUAAUGUCGUGGAUUAACC